AUGUCAGAGAAACGCAUACUACUCCCUGCGAAGGAGGCUGCCAAGUUCAAGCAGAUUCUCAAGUGCUAUGAAACAAAACAGUAUAAGAAGGGUCUGAAGAUGUGUGAACAGAUCCUCAAGAAGGUUAAGAACCAUGGCGAGACGCUGUCUAUGAAGGGAUUGUGUCUGAAUGGCUUAAAUAGAAAGGAGGAGGCCUAUCAUUUCGGACGUGAAGGGCUCAAGUACGACAUGAACAGUCAUGUGUGCUGGCACGUGUACGGUCUGAUGUACCGCUCCGAUAAGAACUACCCCGAGGCAAUUAAGUGCUACCAGAAUGCCCUUCAGCACGAUAAGCUGAACACCCAGAUUCUGAGAGACUUAUCAUCGCUUCAGAUACAAACGCGCGAUCUUGAAGGUUUCAAAGACACGCGUAUGCAACUUGUACAGAUCCGCUCUCAGGCACGCGUGUCGUGGAUUGGACUGGCGAUGAGUUAUCAUCUCCUCCAAGACUACAAAAUGGCGCGCGAUGUGCUGCAAGUCUACGAAGAUACGCUCAAGAAGAGCGUAGCUGCCGCACCCGGUGCACCGGUCGAGAGGAGUGUGGGCACUCAGUACGAACAUAGCGAAAUGCUGCUCUACAAAGCCAUGAUCGUUGAGGAAUCGGGGGAUAUUGAGCAGGCCAUUAAAAUUCUGGACGAGAACAAGAUCGACAUAGUGGAUGUACAGGCCUACAAGGCACAACGCUCUAGUCUGUUGUUGAAGGCCGGGCGAUUCGGCGAUGCGGAAAAGAGCUAUAGAGAUAUGAUCGACACAAAUCCUGAUGACAUCAAUCACUACCUAGCCCUGGAGGCGUGCCGUAAGGGCCUCAGAGGCGAAGAUACACCCGACGCGCAAUUCCGAGAAAGUCUUGAGGAGCUCUACAGAGAGAUGGGUGAGAAAUUCCCCAGGUCUACUGUUCCCAAACUGCGUCUACUCCAAGUUACACAGGCCGACAGUGAACUCUUUCGGGGACAACUGAAGAAGUUCCUACAACGGUCGUUACGCAAAGGUCUGGUGUCUCUAUAUGCGUCUGUAAAGACCCUGUACGCCGAUCGAGCGAAGGCAGCCGUAAUCGAAGAGGUUGUCGAGGGAUAUCUAACCGAACUGAAGAAGAGUGGCAAGCUAUCUAGUGGAGAGGAGGCUGAGGAGAAUCCCGCCACGCUAGUCUACGUGGAAUACUUUUUGGUCAGGCACCACAUUAAAUGCGGCCAUUUGCAAAGGGCUCUGGAACUUAUUGAAUCCGGACUAAGCCACACACCCACAUUCUUAGAAUUCUACACCGCUAAGGCACGUUGUUACAAGGCAAGCGGCGAUCAUGCAAAGGCCGCUGACAUCAUGGACGAGGUUCGAUCGCUCGAUACCGCAGACAGGUACUUGAACUCAAAGUGCGGCAAGUAUAUGCUUAGAGCCGAUCGACCCACGCAGGCGCAAGAGAUUGUGGGAUUAUUCACUAGGGAAGGUGUCGAUCAGGUGGAUAACAUAAAUGAGAUGCAAUGCAUGUGGUUCGAGAACGAGACCGGCGAGUCUUACCUGCGCAUGAAGAAUUACGGCAUGGCGUUGAAAAGGUUCCAUCAAAUAGAACAACACUUUGUGGAUAUCAACGAGGAUCAAUUCGACUUCCAUGCGUAUUGUAUGAGGAAGAUGACUCUUCGUUCUUACAUACAGAUGAUCAGGUUAGAGGACGGUCUACGCUCGCACAGUUAUUUCAAAGCCACGGCCAUGUCUGCAAUAAGGGCAUACAUAGAGCUCGCCGGCGCGCGCGCGGCCUCUCCCACCGGUGUCGUCAAUACUAGCGGAGAGUCAGGCGAAGGUGCCAAUGGGUCAGGUCUGUCGGUUAAGGAACAGAAGAAGCUGCUGUCUAAACAGCGCCGAGAGGCCGCCAGGGCUCAGCAGGCGGGAGAGGCUACCAAGGAUAACAACACGAGGGAGGCGGAGACGAAGAAGGCGCAGGAAGCUGUCAAGAAGGAGGAUAAGGAUGCCAAUGGAACUGAACUGGCGAGCACGACCACCCCUAUAGACGAGGCCAUCAAGACAUUCCUUAAGCCUUUGCUAGCACACUCUCCGAAUGACAUAGACACACAAAGGACUGCUGCCGAAUUAUACAUGUACAAAAAGCAAUAUGUGCUUGCGCUGAAGGCUCUGGUAGCCGGUAAGCAGAUCUGUGAGGAUGACCCUGGAUUGCUGGUACAACGAGUACGCUUUGCACUGGCAACGAAAGACGCACAACUACCCGAAGUUGUGCGAAAGGUUGUGGACACCCAUUUGGCCACGAUUCUGGAUGAUAUGCAGCUACAACUGCACAUUAAGAAGUAUCAAAAGGAGAGUUCAGGCAAAAGCUUGCUGCAUAUGCUUGCCGGAUUUCAAGCAGAGACUUUGGUCAACGGUAAAUCCGAAGACUUGACGAAGCGAGCGGUUGCUGCACUCACACAGCUGAUCAAUGAGAUGGACUCGGCCGACAUGGUUGUGUCGCAGAUCAAGAAGGUUCAAUCAACACUCAAGACAACAUUCGCUCAACAUGAAAGCACUGACGAGUUCAAGCAAGCGUGUUUGGAGAAGUCUGCGGUAUUAGCUCUACUGUAAAGGUGAACUUUGACGAGUGAUCGUGUCUUGACGGUGGUAAUAGUAUAUAACUGCCGGUUUCAGCCCCGAUUUUGAGCUUAUUCAUUUUCCAGCUCAAUUAUGCACGCUAUGCCGCUGGCGCGUUAAAAUGGGAAUUUCUGAAAGGCUUUCACAUGAAUUACAAUCAGAAAAAUAAUAAAGUGCAUCACUGUGUGGGGUGAACGUCCCGUGAGCAUCGUACCAAUUCGCAAGAACCGUACAGAGAGUUGCUGCACAAAAGCGUGUUUCAGG
Molecule: messenger RNA, 2868 nt
Organism: Sphaeroforma arctica JP610
Lineage: Eukaryota; Ichthyosporea; Ichthyophonida
Exons: 18
Coding region: 1-2598 (865 amino acids)
Biological process (GO): N-terminal peptidyl-methionine acetylation
Cellular component (GO): NatA complex; cytoplasm
Molecular function (GO): protein binding; protein-N-terminal amino-acid acetyltransferase activity
Source: RefSeq, a predicted model, not a curated record